CUAUCUCUCUCUCUAUCUAUCUCUAUUCUCUCUUACCACAUGUACACACAAACACACAAUUAUAUGUAUAUAAUAGAUACAGAUAUCUGUAUGUAUAUAUAGUAGGCGUCUGAGAUAAGAAAAAAAAAAAGGAGUCGAAAAAAUUAAGGUCUGAGGAUGGGUUCUAAUGCGGCGCUUGCAAGAAGGGCUUUGCUUACGAAUACCCCUGUUAUGGUUGAGAUACAGGAGCUGAUCCGAGGGAGGAAGAACUGUGUUUCUUUGGCUCAGGGCGUCGUGUAUUGGCAGCCGCCGAAAGAGGCGUUAGAAAAAGUCCGAGAGCUUGUAUGGGAGCCCUCAAUCAGCCGGUAUGGCGGCGACGAGGGCCUUCCCGAGCUAAGGGAGGCAUUGACAGAAAAGUUGCGUCGCGAGAACAAUUUGCAUAAGUCGUCUGUAAUGGUGACUGCCGGGGCGAAUCAGGCGUUUGUGAACAUUGUUCUUACAUUAUGCGAUCCCGGGGAUUCGGUUGUCAUGUUCGCGCCAUACUACUUCAAUUCUUACAUGUCGUUCCAAAUGACGGGAGUGACGGACAUUUUCGUCGGGCCCGGCGAUUCGAAGACCCUCCAUCCCGACGCAGAUUGGUUAGAAGAGAAACUACUCCAAAGUAAGCCGACCCCGAAGCUCGUUACCGUUGUAAAUCCAGGAAACCCGUCGGGAACUUACAUUCCCGAACCGCUCCUUAAGCGGAUAUCGGAUCUUUGUAAGAAUGCCGGAUGUUGGCUUGUGAUCGACAAUACAUACGAGUACUUCAUGUACGACGGUCGAAGACAUGUAUGUAUCGAGGACAACCACAUCGUCAAUAUUUUUUCCUUCUCGAAGGCCUACGGCAUGAUGGGAUGGCGAGUCGGAUAUAUCGCGUAUCCAUCGGAGGUGAAAGGCUUCGCGGAGCAACUCCUCAAAAUCCAAGACAACAUCCCGAUAUGCGCGGCGAUAAUUAGCCAACGCCUCGCGCUCCAUUCUCUCGAGAUGGGUCCGAAUUGGGUGACCGAUCGGGUGAAGGACCUCGUGAAGAACCGGGAGCUUCUAAUGGACGCGCUUUCCCCAUUGGGAAUAGAUGCGGUGAAAGGCGGCGAAGGCGCAAUCUAUUUGUGGGCGAAGCUUCCGGAGGCGUACAAAGACGACGACUUUGAAGUCGUGCGCUGGCUGGUGAAAAAGCACGGCGUCGUUGUGAUUCCGGGAAGCUCGAGCGGGUGCGGCGGGUACGUUAGGAUCUCGUUCGGAGGGCUGCCGGAAAAUGAGUGCCGGGCGGCGGCGGAGCGGCUGAAGAGAGGGCUGGAGCAGCUGGUGGAGGAAGGGAUGGUACCUUAGAGAAAGAAAGAUAUAUAUAUAUAUAUAUAUAUAUUUGAAGUAUUUGUGAAUGAAUCUAUAUAUCUAUGGUCCAAUUGUGGUUUUGGAGUGAAUACUAAUUGAGACAAAAGUGAUUUUGAUUAUGAUUUACUAUACAAGAUGAACAGUUGAAUCAAUAAGAAUUUCUGUUUAUAUGUA
Andrographis paniculata is the source of this 1521-nucleotide messenger RNA. RefSeq names its product aromatic aminotransferase ISS1. The record is from RefSeq and is a predicted model, not a curated record. NCBI's taxonomy places the organism in Eukaryota, Viridiplantae, Streptophyta, Magnoliopsida, Lamiales, Acanthaceae. The coding region runs from base 157 to 1344 and encodes 395 amino acids. Gene Ontology annotation, biological process: biosynthetic process. The transcript is spliced from 9 exons. Gene Ontology annotation, molecular function: catalytic activity; pyridoxal phosphate binding.